Molecule: messenger RNA, 1490 nt
Organism: Bursaphelenchus xylophilus (pine wood nematode)
Lineage: Eukaryota; Metazoa; Nematoda; Chromadorea; Rhabditida; Aphelenchoididae
Source: the annotation of a GenBank genome assembly
AUGAUUGGCUUCACUGGAACUUUGAUUUUAUUCUCUGUAUUUUUUGUCAAUGGACAAAAUAAUGUAAGCCAAAUAUGGGUAAAAUACGCGAAAACUAUUUUUUCGGUUUUGUAGUGUGCAGAUGCAUUUUUGAAAUUUUUGCACAGUGCAGGGAAAAAAUCAUGUCAUUUUUUUGCACUGUGCAAAACGAGCGACAAUUUUUCGCACAGUGCAACGUAAAUUAUGACAAAUUUUCCACUGCACAGUGCAGAUUGUACUUUCGAAAUUUUCGCACAGUGCAAAAAAAAUUUCUGGGUUUCUUUGCCGCACAGUGCAAAACGAGCGACAUUUUUUCGCACAGUGCAGCCGAAAUUUGUUCAUGUUUGACAGCGCACCGUGCAGAUUGAAGUUCAGGGAUUUCCGCACCGUGCAAAAUUAGCGAUAACUCUUUGCACAGUGCAGUCCGGUGUUUUCAGACAUUUUUUCCACUGCACUGUGCGGAUCUUACUUUUCGGAUUUUUGCACUGUGCGAAAAGGAAAUUUUGGCUUGUCGCUUGCACGGUCCAGAAAUUAGCUGCACCAAAAACAAAACAAAUUUUUUAGAGCUCCUCUUGUGGUGAGCCCGACUGCUCCACGUACGUUUGUUUGGAGGACAUUGCGCACUGUGGAAGCAAUGGAUAUCUGAUCGGAUAUGGAUAUAAAAAUUGUUUAAGCUUCAACGGUCGGUUUUUUACCAAUUUUUUUUGAUUUUUUAUCAAUUUUUUCCAGAUCAUUACGACGAUUUCAACCAAAAGGGGAAAAAUUUCACGGAUUGCGCGACUUACUGUCUACCCAAUUGGCUCGAAGAGUAUUUUGAAGUAGGUUUCCAUAAAAACAAGCUUUCUAGUUAUUGGAAAAGGCUUGGCCGCAGGGGUGACAUUUUAUACGAUGAAACAUGUUUUGUCGUAUAAAAUGUCUCCACAAGUUUUUUGUUCAAGAAAAAGGUCCUUUAUGAGUAAAAAUUCAUAUUCCUGCUGUUUUUUCAUAUACUUAUGAAACAGCGACAUUUUAUACGAUCAGAUAUGUUUAAUCGUAUAAAAUGUCUUUACAAACUUUUUUGGGCAAAACAAGAUUUUCAAGGAGGAUAAAUUCUUACUUCUGUUGAUUUUUUCGCAUAUUUUGAAAAUGGCGACAUUUUAUACGACCAAACAGGUUUCAUCGUAUAAAAUGUCCAACUCCUAAAAAUUUUCGUUUUUUUAACUUGAGUCUUUUUUAAUGUAAUUGGUGUUUAUAUUCAACAAAAAAAACUUUUUUUACAGGCCCACAAUAACUCUGUAAAUUGCCGACAACUGCAACAAGAUGCCCUGCAAAGCCAUGUAAAAUGCUUCCUGGACUGUGGGUUCUGCGGAAUGUGGUUCAGCAAUCUCAUAACACUUGCGAAAGUCCUCGAUUUCAAAGAUUUUUUGAGUGUUGAUGCGGUGAAAACCGUCUUCGAAGUGUUUUAUGGAUGUCUGACGGGCCAAGGAAAAUAA